AUGAACCCACCCGCCGAAUCUCUUCCCAUACAGGCGGUACAGCUGCAGAUGAUGGCCGUGCCAAAUGGGUAUCCAGUCGAUGAGGAACGAAGUAUCGCGAGCGGUCUCACUCUCGUCGGAGCUCCUGCGUCAGUCGCAUCCACCACAUCCACCACGUCCACGCGCCGCACCCUCAAACCUCGCAUCGCGGUCCCCACUUCGAAACAGUUGACCGACCUCUGGUGGAAGUGCGUCCUCGGCGUCUGCAUGGUUGGCAUACUAGGCGGUCUUGGUUACUUGGUCUUCCUCUUCUUCAAGUGGAUGAAGACCAAAUCAGAGCAGGGGUGA
Molecule: messenger RNA, 327 nt
Organism: Dioszegia hungarica
Lineage: Eukaryota; Fungi; Basidiomycota; Tremellomycetes; Tremellales; Bulleribasidiaceae
Exons: 2
Coding region: 1-327 (108 amino acids)
Source: RefSeq, a predicted model, not a curated record